Messenger RNA from Amaranthus tricolor (Joseph's coat), 1749 nucleotides. Its product is annotated as methionine gamma-lyase-like. Bases 139 to 1518 code for a protein of 459 amino acids. Gene Ontology annotation, biological process: transsulfuration. Gene Ontology annotation, cellular component: cytoplasm. Lineage: Eukaryota; Viridiplantae; Streptophyta; Magnoliopsida; Caryophyllales; Amaranthaceae. The transcript is spliced from 2 exons. Gene Ontology annotation, molecular function: carbon-sulfur lyase activity; pyridoxal phosphate binding. The record is from RefSeq and is a predicted model, not a curated record.
AUUACGUAUAAUAAACUCAAAUCCUUUUUGAUUUGGGAGACUAUAUUUAAAGAGUCUAACUCCAAUGAAUUUACAUCCACACCAAACUACCAAUACACAAAACACAUCUUCUUCUCUCGCUAAAAUUAAUCUUUAAAGAUGACUGCCGAAGUUCCUCCACCAAUAUCUACCGCCGCCCUACAUUUCUCACCAAACAAUCCAAUUACAAACCCUAAAAAACGUCCACCACCAGAAGACAAUAAUGAUGAUUAUACUUCUAAAUUCAUCCCCAAAAGACCCGCACAAGAUCCCAUGGAAGCGCUAGCGAGCGCUCGCCACGAAUUCGGCGAACAUGGAGGGGUAAACAUGUCAAUUGAAGCGUCCGCCACCUUUACGGUGAUGGAGCCCGAAACAAUGAGACGGCUUUUCUCCGGGGAGCUAGGUCCCGACAGAGAUUUUUUUAUUUACAGUCGUCACUUUAACCCUACUGUUCUCAACCUUGGCCGCCUGAUGGCGGCAAUGGAAGGAACAGAGGCAGCAUAUUGUACCGCAAGCGGUAUGUCCGCUAUUUCCUCUGUCCUCCUCCAACUGGUAGGAGCUGGAGGCCACGUUGUGGCUUCCAGAACUCUCUACGGUGGGACACACGCCCUUCUAACACACUUCCUCCCUCGAGCGUGUGGGAUAACCACGACAUUCGUGGAUAUCUGUGAGCACGACUCGAUCAGGGAGGCAAUUGAGGUAGGGAAGACAAAGGUUGUGUAUUUGGAGUCGAUGUCGAACCCGACACUUACGGUGGCGGAUAUACCGGAGGUGUGUAGAGUAGCACAUGAAAAAGGGGUGACGGUUGUGGUGGAUAAUACUUUUGCGCCAAUGGUUUUAUCGCCGGCGAGACUUGGAGCAGAUGUGGUGGUGCAUAGCAUAUCAAAGUUUAUUAGUGGUGGGGCAGAUAUUAUCGCAGGUGCAAUCUGUGCGUCAGCAGAACUAGUAAAUUCCAUGAUGGACUUACACCAAGGAUCACUAAUGCUACUAGGUCCAACAAUGAAUGCAAAGGUAGCCUUUGAACUUUCAGAAAGAAUUCCUCAUUUAGGGCUGAGAAUGAAAGAGCAUUGUGGGCGGGCCUUAGAGUUCGCUAAGAGAAUGAAAAAAAUGGGCCUAAAAGUCAUCUAUCCUGGGCUUAAAGAACAUCCCCAACACAAUCUUCUUAAGUCCAUUGGCAACCCACACUAUGGAUAUGGUGGUAUCCUUUGUGUGGACAUGGAGACUGAAGAACGGGCCAAUAAGCUUAUGUACCAGCUCCAAAACUGUACCCAAUUCGGGUUUAUGGCUGUUAGUUUGGGCUACUAUGAAACCCUAAUGUCAUGUUCUGGUAGUAGUACAAGUAGUGAGAUGAAUGAAGAAGAAAAGGCUUUAGCUGGGAUCUCACCGGGUCUGGUUAGGAUGUCCAUUGGGUAUAAUGGUACACUUGAACAGAAAUGGGCCCAAUUUGAGAAGGCACUGGCUAAAUUGGAAGAUGCUGAAUUUGAUGUUCUUAAAUAUUGAUUAUUGAACCUAAGGAAAAUGUUUUUCUUGCUUUGGUUUUUAUGGAAAUAUUCUCAUCAAUAUGAUGUAAAUUUGGUUUGUUAGUAAAUAAAUUGUGGUAAUAAAUAAAUAUUUUAUUUUUGCAUCUUCUUAUAUUUUUAUCUUAGGGUUACUUCUCCUUCCGAUACAAAUUGUCGUAUUUAUAUAUUGUAUAAAAAUUAACAAAUUAUGAGAUUAUUCAAAUUGUGUGGA